Messenger RNA from Cricetulus griseus (Chinese hamster), 1060 nucleotides. The record is from RefSeq and is a predicted model, not a curated record. NCBI's taxonomy places the organism in Eukaryota, Metazoa, Chordata, Mammalia, Rodentia, Cricetidae.
CAGGUGUUUCAUAGCAUUCAACUGCCAUAAAGCUUUCUUUAUUUUUUGAAAACUGAACCAUCUAUUUAACCGAAGAUGAAAAUGCUAUUGCUGGUCAGCCAUCUCCUGCUAAUCUCUGUCAUGUCCUGUCUAGGAGAGUUCACAUGGCACAGAAGAUAUGGUCAUGGAGUUUCUGAGGAGGACAAAGGAUUUGGACCCAUUUUUGAAGAGCAACCAAUCAAUACCAUUUACCCAGAGGAGUCACUGGAAGGAAAAGUUUCACUCAACUGUCGGGCACGAGCCAGCCCAUUUCCAGUUUACAAAUGGAGAAUGAAUAAUGGGGAUGUUGACCUGACGAAUGACCGAUACAGUAUGGUAGGAGGAAACCUUGUCAUCAACAACCCUGACAAGCAGAAAGAUGCUGGGAUCUACUACUGCUUGGCAUCAAAUAACUAUGGCAUGGUCAGAAGCACUGAGGCGACCCUGAGUUUUGGAUAUCUCGACCCCUUUCCUCCCGAGGAGCGUCCGGAGGUGAAAGUGAAGGAAGGGAAGGGCAUGGUGCUUCUCUGCGACCCUCCGUACCACUUUCCAGAUGACCUUAGCUACCGCUGGCUCCUCAAUGAAUUUCCUGUAUUUAUCACAAUGGACAAACGAAGAUUUGUGUCUCAGACCAAUGGCAAUCUCUACAUUGCAAAUGUUGAGGCUUCUGAUAGAGGCAACUACUCCUGCUUUGUGUCCAGUCCUUCUAUUACAAAAAGUGUGUUCAGCAAGUUUAUCCCCCUCAUCCCAAUACCUGAACGAACAACAAAGCCAUACCCUGCUGAUAUUGUAGUCCAGUUCAAGGACAUAUAUACCAUGAUGGGCCAAAAUGUGACUUUAGAGUGCUUCGCUCUUGGAAACCCUGUCCCAGAUAUCCGGUGGCGGAAGGUGCUAGAACCUAUGCCUAGCACUGCUGAGAUAAGCACCUCAGGGGCUGUCCUCAAGAUCUUCAAUAUCCAGUUAGAAGAUGAAGGCAUCUAUGAAUGUGAGGCUGAGAACAUUAGAGGAAAGGACAAACACCAGGCAAAAAUCUAUGUUCAAG